GAGCCCUCAAUCGGCCAGGAAACUAAUCCACAUCACCUCACAGACUACCGCUACCGUCUUCCUACUAACAUUGACUCCCAUGUUGAUGACAGGAGAUCUAGCUUCAAUGGCAUUAUACCCGAGCCCGUGGGUCUUCCUGAUAUGUACUACCCCAACGCAUGGGAUCUACCUGAAGAUCCACGGAAGACUCAUCCAGAAAUGAAGCCAGUCCCAUUAGUGAUUGAAGAUACAACGAAUGGAGAAGACACCCCUGUGCCAUCUGGUAAGGGCAAACCUGUCUUCCCCUGGGAGACUCCUACUGAUUCGAACGCGCCCAAGAGCCCUAGAAUGCCCACUCGAAGAUAUUACAAUUAUGCUGCUACAGCAGAGGGACAACGACGUCAAAAGAAGUUAGAGGAAAUCAAGCGUCUUGAACUUGAGGAGGCAGCCCUUGAGCAAAUUAGACAUCAAGAGUACGCACGGUAUGAGCAAAACCGUAGGAAAGAGGAAGCGCAUGAGCAAAUGACUGGAAGUCAAGCAUUCGAGAACUUCAGAUUGGUCAAUGCCUGGGAUAUUGACCGAGGAGUUCAGUUAUCAAUUCUUCGACAGACUGAGAAGAGACGGCCAAGGAGUCGCAAGAGUAGCGCUGGGGGUAUUCGGAAGGGGUAUGGCCUUGAGGAUAUGCUUGCAUACGAAGCUAGACAACGCCAAGAACAAUAUGAGGCCGAGAUUGUCCGGAAACGAUUAGAAGAGGAAGAGAGAUGGGCUAAGGAACAAGAGGAAGCUCGAAUCAAGGAGGAAGAGCUGCGACUCGAGAAGAUCAGGCUAGCUAAGCUCGCAAGAAUGAGAGCACUACAACGGCAGAAGCAGCAAGAAGAAUCAUCCUAUACGUUUAGGAAUGCCUGGGAUCCUCCUAAUGUAUCCCUGGUUAAAAAGAAGCUUCGGAUUGAGGAUGACGAGAUUGAUAUUGCUCUUCCUCUUCGACAGGAUCGUCGAACUACAAGAGACAUUUCAUGGUUUGGUGGCGCUGGCGCUACUAACAAAGAACCAACGAAUAUUACGGCGAUACAAAGGGCUGGUGGUAGAGCCGCAGCGGCUGUUGCUGCUGCUGUUGGCACAGCGGGGAUCGCAAUUGCUACUGAAAACCGGUCUGGUAUAGUUCAUCGGUCUACUGAAUCAGCAACAGACACUGCUGUCACUAAUACUACAGAAAAGAAUGCUCAACCAGGUAGAACACGUGCAGGACAAGCUACCAAAGGCUCUGAGGGACAACUGUCUACGGUAACAGGCAGCCAUACGACUGUUGGAGGUGCUGAGAGAAGUUCAACGCAGGACAAUAUAGUGGGCCGUAAAUCCAGUACGACAGCGACUUCAACUGCAGCCUUGAGCAGCUCGUCCAUUUCAUCUGCCUCAUCCACUGUCAAAAUGACCACACCCGGCUCAUAUAGGUUCGUCAGAACUACUGUAAUAACAACAAUCACUCGUCGCAAGUUUAAGGAUGGCGUAGAAGUUAGCUCUACCUCCAACACUAGCACGGUUGGUGGAGAAAAGAUGUUUGAGAUCCCUGCUGGACCCAGAUCGGGAAGCUAUUUUGGCAAAGAGGGUCGCCGAGCUGUUACACUCAGUAGUACGCAAGGGGCUAGUCGCCUCACAUCUGAUGCCCAAGUAACUAGCGCCCAACAGGAGCAGCGAACUACUACACAAAGCCAGACUACUACAAACAAGAGUUCUAGUGCGGUUACUAAUGCUAGUGUCACUAGUAGCGACUCACGCUCGCAAAGAUCAGAUGAAACAGAAAGUACAGAAGUUUCAGCCAGCUUGCAAAAGGUUGGACACAAAACUACGACAAUGACAAGCAAGGCAGUCUCCAAGAUGGAGAGUGAGACUGAAUCCUCCCAUUUCAUAUCAACCAACACUCAGGUCUCAGGUUCAAUGUUCGAGGUUGAAGCAGGUGGUUUUAGAAGACAGCAGAAUGGCGGAUCCUCAUUGCAAAUUGAUACCAAGAGCCCUAUCCUAAAGCGUAAUGAACGAGAAGAGGAAGCCGUUGAGGUACAGGACCGGCAAAAGUUACUAGACCUUCGCGAGAAGAAUGCGUCAGCAACUGCAGCAGCAGAAGCAAUGGAAGUAUUGUCGAGAUAUCCUCAAGCAACUAGUCGUUUCGGAGGGGCGCGAACAAUUUCCAGUACCAUCACUAGCUCUAGUAGGCAUUCUACCGGCGGUGUACUAUACGCUAAUGACCCCAACCUCCCUCGCCACAGUGUUUUGACGUCUACAAGCAUGACGAGCAAAGGGAAGGCCCCAAAAGCUCUUGCUCUGCACACUGCCACCUCAUCAGACAGCGAGGAGGACGUGCUCUAUCAAGGACAGGAUCUCGAUGAACUAGAGUACUUUGGAGAAAGAUAUACUCAGACAAAUCUUCCUUUGGGCUCACCUUACAUGCCCUCAACACCAUUAGCACCAUCUUUCCAUCGGUAUGGCGCAUCAGCGUCUGGAUACUCCAGUCGCGCUGGUAGCCGUCCAACGACCCCUGGGCCGGGUACACCCUCGCGAUUAGGACCAGGCACUCCCAAGUUACUAUCAAAGAAACCCUUUGAGUUUAAACUAAAUCCUAAUAAUAUAUCAGCAGUAAUGCCGUCUGCACAACAAACAGCACCUCUAGACACCGGGUUCUCAAAUUAUAGAAUCGAAUGGAAUUGGAAAGAACUGCUGGGAAAAAAACCUAGGCAUUGGACUGCUGAAGCUGGUGAAGAAUAUUAUGAUCCAUAUAACGCACUUUCAACACAUGGCUCACAAGCAGACUCAGAUGAGGAUCGACAUAUCCUUGAGUCAUCAUCGGAAUCUGAAUCUGAUGAGGAUGAUAUCCACUCACAGCAUGGCAAAAGUGGAUCUGAAGCGAGCAGUGGCAAAAUCGGUCCCAGAGGAUCAUCGCCUUCUUUUACAAUGGGCGGGGAUAAUGACUUCACACGUGAAUCUGGAUUUGUUAUCCGAGGAGGCAAGAUUGCACGUCGCAGAAGCAGCAUGGUACUUGACCGACGUGAGCUUUGAAGUAUGUAGCGUCAGCAAAACUUGAGCGUCAAUGCGACUCAACUUAGAAAUGAAUAACAAGUAUAAUAAUUGUUAGCGAUUGAACAAUUGAAAGAUGAGACUUAAAUAUCUAUUAAAUGUAAAAACAGCAUGCUCACUUAUAUUUCUUUCAUUUCUUUCUGCAAUAC
Messenger RNA from Lobosporangium transversale, 3191 nucleotides. RefSeq lists its product as hypothetical. The transcript has 2 exons. NCBI's taxonomy places the organism in Eukaryota, Fungi, Mortierellomycota, Mortierellomycetes, Mortierellales, Mortierellaceae. The coding region runs from base 142 to 3024 and encodes 960 amino acids. The record is from RefSeq and is a predicted model, not a curated record.